AUGAACUCUCCUCACUGCACUCCUCACUGGUCUCCUCAGUGGACUGCUGGGGGACUGGAACCCUCCAUGAACUCAUAUCUAAAUCCAAACCUCCACCAAGACGUGGGAAUGUACACACAGGAGCUGGCUGUGACCGUUCCUAAGCCUGUGCACGUAAGGAAGGGGAUUUUUUCUGAGCUGCACAGUAAAGUUUCAGAAGCUGGCAUCCCCGUCACUGCAACACAUUUUGACCUUCAGCAGGAAAUGCUCUGGAUGGGAAACUACACGGGUCAUGUAAAAUCCUUCCUUGGAUCUACGAUGGCACGCUACUCUUCUUUCCAAGUGCACGCAACUGAUGCCAUCAGACACAUGCAGAGUUUGGACACAGGCAUGCUGUUCCUUUCUGAAUGCAACCUCAGAGGUUACACUCGUGGAGGCCUUCACAUGUUUGAUUAUCAGAUGGAAGAAGGAGCUGAUAUGCACAGUCUCCUCAUGACUGAUAACAUGCUGCUCAUGGGGGGAUUACAAAACUAUGUGGUUGAAGUUGACAUGAAUACACUUCAAGAAACUCAAAAAUUCACAGUGGAGGCACCUGGAGUGACAAUAAUGCGUCAGACCAAUCGUUUCUUCUGCUUUGGGCACCCUUCUGGCAAAGUGACCCUUCGAGACUUGCGCACAUUUAGGACACAAAAGUUUGACGCAUUUCCUGGCGGCCUGUCAGACUUUGAUGUUCACGGAAACCUUUUGGCUGUGAGUGGGUUCUCCAGCCGAGGGCUGAAUGAACGUUUCCUCAUGGUGUAUGACCUCCGCAUGAUGCGAGCUGCAACCCCUCUUUGGGUCCCUGCAAAUAAAGAAGGAACACCUGGUUAUUACAACCACGUCCCUGAAUCUCCAACAGAGAGUGAUGAAGAGCUGCUCCUUCACACUGUUCCAGAAAAGUACAGAAAGGUGACAAUUAAAUACUCUAAACGUGGACGGGAAGAUUUUGACUUCAAACAUUACAACAGGACGUUGUUUGCUGGCCUGGAGCCGCAGAUUCCCAACGCCUACUGUAACUGCAUGAUCCAGGUGUUAUACUUCCUGGAGCCAGUUCGCUGCCUUGUUCAGAAUCAUUUGUGCCACAAGGAGUUUUGUUUGGCUUGUGAACUCGGCUUCCUCUUCCACAUGUUGGAUUUGUCACAAGGAGAUCCAUGUCAGGCCAGCAACUUCCUCAGAGCACUUCGAAACAUCCCUGAAGCCAAAGAGAUGGGCCUGGUCCUCUCAAACUGUGAGGAGACGACAGGAACAGUCGAGCUAGGUCGCUUAAUCCAGAGAUGGGAUCACUUCAUCCUCUACCAGCUCUUCCAGGAGACACAGGAGCAGGAGGAUCCACGGGCCUACAGGACGACCAGGAGCAGUUCUCUGGGCUCCUCUGGCGACUCUGUCAUUAGAGAGCUGUUUUGUUCUGAAGUUGAGAACCGCAGCCUGUGUCUCUGUGGCAUAGAAACAGUCCACUCCUCCCUCGUGUCGCUGUUCAACAUGCAUUACCCCGACACUCAAGGAAAAAGAAUAAAGGAGCACGACUUUGCUGAGAUCCUGAAGAAAAGCAUCUGCUUGCAGCAGAGAUCUCACACAUGGUGUGGAAACUGUGACAAGUAUCAGCCCACAGUGCAGACACGCAACAUUCGACGUCUCCCAGAUGUUUUGGUGAUAAACUGUGAGGUGAACAGCAGCAAAGAGGCCGAAUUCUGGAAGGUUCAGGCCGAGUACGCCUUCAACAAAUCCAUGCAGAAGACAGAUCAGGAUCAGCGUCACAUGUGGAUCCCCGCCACUCUCAAGAUGUCCCUCAGCAAAAGUCAGAGACUGGAGAUCAGCAGCUGGCCUGAGGGCGAGGAGUUAAGUGCUGCUGAAGAGGCGGAGGGAGCUUCUCUGUAUGACUUGGUGGUCACGGUGCCGCACAUCCUGGACGCUGGCACGGGUGGUAAUCUGGUCGCACACAUCAAAGUGGGUGAGACCUACCAUCAAAGAAAAGAGGGAGUCUCUCGCCAGCAGUGGUACCUCUUCAAUGACUUCCUCAUUGAGCCGAUUGAGAAGACUGAGGCUGCACAGUUUGAUGUGAGCUGGAAAGUGCCAGCCAUCCUGUGUUACGCCAAGAGAAACUACCACACCAAAUACGACCUCCGCAGUGAGUGUCAGCACAAUCAGUCUGAAGUCAAAUCCGACUUAUAUCGGACUGAGAAGCAGAGCAAGACAGACGCCACGUUCAUCCCACUCACAGUCAGUGAGAUGCCGCAGGCUGGUGACCUGGUGGGGCUGGACGCUGAGUUUGUAAAGCUCAGUGAGGAGGAAGCAGUGCUGCAUAGUGACGGCACCAAAUCGACCAUCACGCCCAGUCAGAUGUCCGUGGCCAGGAUCACCUGUGUGAGGGGUCAGGGACCCAACGAGGGGGUCCCCUUCAUCGAUGACUACAUCUCCACUCAGGAGCAGGUGGUCGACUAUUUGACAAAAUACUCUGGAACCGAACCUGGAGACCUGGAUGCCACAGUAUCCUCUAAGCACGUGACCACGCUGAAGUCGACCUACCUGAAGCUACGCUUCCUCAUCGAUGCAGGAGUUCACUUCGUCGGCCACGGCCUGCAGAAUGACUUUCGUGUCAUUAAUUUAGUGGUUCCCAAAGAUCAAGUUAUCGACACCGUCCACCUCUUCCGAUUGCCCUACAAGAGGAUGAUUUCUCUGAAAUUCCUUGCUUGGUAUUUUCUUGGCCUCAACAUCCAAGGAGAAACCCACGACAGCACGGAGGACUCAUGCACGGCCCUGAAGCUUUACAGGAAGUACCUGGAGCUGUAUCAGGAAGGAGGGAAUCAUUACGUGACGAAGGUGCUCUACGAAGUCUACGACAAAGGCUUCCAGCUGAACUGGAAAGUCCCGGAUUCGGAUGCGAGAUAG
Neolamprologus brichardi is the source of this 2904-nucleotide messenger RNA. The record is from RefSeq and is a predicted model, not a curated record. Lineage: Eukaryota; Metazoa; Chordata; Actinopteri; Cichliformes; Cichlidae.